AUGGUCUACAUUCCUAACCUUCACUACGACAAGCAGCGUCUUCUCGCUCUCCUUACCGCCGACCUUACAUCAGCUCAACUGGACAGAAUUCAGGAACUGUUCGGCAUCGGCGCUACUUCGCGCUCUCCAUACCCUGCGGAAGAGCUUUUCAUCGAGGACAAGCGUGAGUGGUCGCAUCUUUCUCACGCGGACUUAAUGCGAGCAUAUCCCGAACAAGACCCCUUGCUCGUCAUCGACUCCCAUACGCCGCACGAUGGGGGAAUUUGGUACAUUGAGGGUUUUGCCACUGCAGACGAUGUUACAAAUGGGCUAGCUGAAAGCCUAAACACUCUUUACAAGAUACGCAUGGAUAUCCGUGAUGUUGUCAUGCAGUUCACCAGCUACAGUGUUGCCAAUACACACAUCUCAAACGACCUGUGGCAUGUCAAUGCGCCGAUGUGGACCCGCGUCGUCGAAAAAGGCGGCUCUCCGUUCGUAGGAAAGGUCGCAGAGCUUUACUACACCACUAACUUCGACAUCAUGGCUUAUUUCCUCCUGCGGCUUGAGAAAGGAGAUCGCGACGCCAUAGCUAGCAUCCAAUAUGCACACGAGAACCUGCAACGUGGUGAAGAGGCAGAAUACUGGGGCAUUGAGCACUCAUGGAAACUAUCCCCGCAACAACAUGUGGACAAGAUAUUUGUUUAUGCAAAGUUCUGUAGGUUAUGGGGAGUGCCGACCCUGAUUCCGGUCGCAGUCGGCAUGAUCGAUCAACUGGUUGAUUUAUCCCCGAGCGAACCCGUGAUUCUGGACGAAAAACGGAAGAUUGAAGCAUGGAAGCGGAGUGCAGGUCCCGUCGACGAGAGUGCCUUCAACGCUGCGAUGAACGGGCUUGAACUAUAA
Alternaria burnsii is the source of this 879-nucleotide messenger RNA. RefSeq lists its product as uncharacterized. The transcript has 2 exons. NCBI's taxonomy places the organism in Eukaryota, Fungi, Ascomycota, Dothideomycetes, Pleosporales, Pleosporaceae. The record is from RefSeq and is a predicted model, not a curated record. Bases 1 to 879 code for a protein of 292 amino acids.